AUGAAAAAUUGCACUCUCCUCAAACAAUUAGAACUUAGUACUCAGACUCACAUCUUAGAUAUUAUUCAUAAGACUUCAUCUAAACAUCAUCUAUCUGACUUAUAAACUCAAUAGAUAUAAUAGUAUUACAAACAACAACCUUCCAUAAACACAUUUCUAGAAUUGUAUUCCCAAAGUUUAUUACGUUGUGAUUGUGUCAAAUACUAAUAAAUUGUAGAUGAAAUCAAUGAUCAAAUUCAUGCCUACUUCUAGACUCAAACUACUUUGAUCUAAAAGAUAAUUGCAUAAGAAAGGAAAUCAUAAUCUGAACCAGAACCUAUGUAAAUAGAAGAUGAUGAAGAAUAGAUUAAUAACAAUAAUAAUCCAGAUGAUCCAAUAUAAUAAGAUGAUCCUCAAUUAUAAUAACCAUCACAAUAAACUAAUAUCCCUUGUUCCUAAUAAUAACCUAUUAAUACAUAAUAAACAACUUAACCAUCCCAAACUAUUGAAGAUGAAAUUUGUAUACCAAAUUCUGUUAAAUUAAAGUAUAGAAGAAUAAAUACAGGACCAUCUGAAAAAGAAGCCAAAUGUGAAUAUUGUGUAUGUCAAGGCAAACCUCCAACAGAAUAAGAAAAUCUAAUUUAAUGUCUAUUAUGUUUGAAUUACUUACAUUUUGCAUGUAUUGCUAAAUCUAAAGAAUCAUUUGAUAAAUGUUACAAAGACUUAGAAUUUGUAUGUCCUCCUUGUGUACUUAAAUAUAUGGAUCAUUUUAACAAAAUAUAGAGUUCUUUAGUACCACCUUCUCCUUUUCAAUAAGUUGGUUAAAUAAAUCAUAAAGCAUUCAAUUUUGCAUGUGAUAAAAGUAUAAUUAAUAUCAGAUGUGUAAGACAAGAGAAUAAAACUAAUUGUGAAGAAAUCACUUGGCCUGAUAUUGGAGAAUUAUUUUUAAAUUAAAAGAAAAUCUAAGAUUUCAAACCACUCAUUAAUAAUCAUAGUCUCAAAAAAAGAAAAGAUGAUCAUAUACUUACUACUGAAGUAUUACCAUAAAAUUGUUUAUAAAUUAAAGAAUGUAUACCUACUCCUGAUUAAAGAGGUCAAUAUCGUAUAACUUUAGGUCACUUAUAUUUUCUAGGUGUAUAUUCAAUAGAAUAAUUCAAUUCAAAAUAAUUAUUGGAUAAUAUCUUCAAUUAAAGUGAAAAUUNUAGAUGCCCCACUUUACCAAUUAAUUCAUUCUUUUUUUAAUCAACCAAAAACAUAGCGCGCUUCAUUCUAGAAUGGACAUUUAUUAAAAUGAAAAAUUGCACUCUCCUCAAACAAUUAGAACUUAGUACUCAGACUCACAUCUUAGAUAUUAUUCAUAAGACUUCAUCUAAACAUCAUCUAUCUGACUUAUAAACUCAAUAGAUAUAAUAGUAUUACAAACAACAACCUUCCAUAAACACAUUUCUAGAAUUGUAUUCCCAAAGUUUAUUACGUUGUGAUUGUGUCAAAUACUAAUAAAUUGUAGAUGAAAUCAAUGAUCAAAUUCAUGCCUACUUCUAGACUCAAACUACUUUGAUCUAAAAGAUAAUUGCAUAAGAAAGGAAAUCAUAAUCUGAACCAGAACCUAUGUAAAUAGAAGAUGAUGAAGAAUAGAUUAAUAACAAUAAUAAUCCAGAUGAUCCAAUAUAAUAAGAUGAUCCUCAAUUAUAAUAACCAUCACAAUAAACUAAUAUCCCUUGUUCCUAAUAAUAACCUAUUAAUACAUAAUAAACAACUUAACCAUCCCAAACUAUUGAAGAUGAAAUUUGUAUACCAAAUUCUGUUAAAUUAAAGUAUAGAAGAAUAAAUACAGGACCAUCUGAAAAAGAAGCCAAAUGUGAAUAUUGUGUAUGUCAAGGCAAACCUCCAACAGAAUAAGAAAAUCUAAUUUAAUGUCUAUUAUGUUUGAAUUACUUACAUUUUGCAUGUAUUGCUAAAUCUAAAGAAUCAUUUGAUAAAUGUUACAAAGACUUAGAAUUUGUAUGUCCUCCUUGUGUACUUAAAUAUAUGGAUCAUUUUAACAAAAUAUAGAGUUCUUUAGUACCACCUUCUCCUUUUCAAUAAGUUGGUUAAAUAAAUCAUAAAGCAUUCAAUUUUGCAUGUGAUAAAAGUAUAAUUAAUAUCAGAUGUGUAAGACAAGAGAAUAAAACUAAUUGUGAAGAAAUCACUUGGCCUGAUAUUGGAGAAUUAUUUUUAAAUUAAAAGAAAAUCUAAGAUUUCAAACCACUCAUUAAUAAUCAUAGUCUCAAAAAAAGAAAAGAUGAUCAUAUACUUACUACUGAAGUAUUACCAUAAAAUUGUUUAUAAAUUAAAGAAUGUAUACCUACUCCUGAUUAAAGAGGUCAAUAUCGUAUAACUUUAGGUCACUUAUAUUUUCUAGGUGUAUAUUCAAUAGAAUAAUUCAAUUCAAAAUAAUUAUUGGAUAAUAUCUUCAAUUAAAGUGAAAAUUGGAUGAAUAUUGAAUAAAGCUAAGAUUUCAUAUCUCUUUAUAUGAAUAAACUUUAAGCUGAUGAUAUCAAAGUAGAUAGCAUUACUGUUUAAUUAACAUGUGCAAUAACAUUUAAUUUAAUGAAUACACCUAUAAGAGGAUCUUUUUGUUAACAUAUAUAAUGUUUUGGAUUGGAAAACUAUAUUACAGCAAUGUAUUCUAUGUAACCUAGAAAAUGGAGAUGUCCCAUAUGUAAAAAGAAACUAUUUACUAUUUAAAUUGAUGCAUAUCAAUAUGCAAUCUUAAACACAAUCAAAAAAUAUGAAAUAUAAGUUAAUGAAAUCACUUUCGACAAUAAUGGAUAAAUAGUUAAUGAAAAUAUUCAAAAAUUACUAAAUUUAGAUAAUCUACCUAAUUAUGCAAUUAAAAAUAAUAAUCGUAUGAUUAAUUUAGAGAUGUUAUCAAAUGAAACCAAUAAUAUCUUUUAUAAAUUGUAAAUAGUCAAAACUAAAGAGUCUGUUAAUACAUCACCAUAUUCAAACACUUUAUAAAAUGUAAUAAAUAAUAUGAUGUUAUCAUCUAAUCAACAUCUAAGAAGCAAUAGUUAUGCUAAUUUCUAUGCUAAUAAUUAUUAUAUAAAUCAAAUGAAAUUACAAUAAUAAGCAAGAAUGGAAGAAUAAUAAAAACUUCAAUAAAACAAAUCAAAAAUAGGAUAAAAUCAUGACUCAGCCAUUAUUAUAGAAUGA
Paramecium pentaurelia is the source of this 3174-nucleotide messenger RNA. NCBI's taxonomy places the organism in Eukaryota, Ciliophora, Oligohymenophorea, Peniculida, Parameciidae. The record is from the annotation of a GenBank genome assembly.